Messenger RNA from Didymodactylos carnosus, 2321 nucleotides. Lineage: Eukaryota; Metazoa; Rotifera; Eurotatoria; Philodinida; Philodinidae. The record is from the annotation of a GenBank genome assembly.
AAGUUUUCCUAAAAUCCUUUGGGGGACCAAAGGCGCCAAAAACCUUCCAAAAAAAUUUUGAAAAACUAAGUGGUACAAAAUGUUUCAAAUAAUCCCCUGACAUGUUUCUGAUAGAAAAAAUGCAAUUCCAUUGGGUGCGGGAAACCUACCCUAUCCGCCCUCCUCCUUUGAAAAUAUAGACAAUGCAAAACUUUCCGCAGUGUGUAGACCUCUUGUUGAAUACAUAAAAAACACACAACGUUUCUAAUUCCAGCUGUACUACUUGUCACUCACAUACAUCCCACCAUUUCCACUCAUAUAUUACACAUUUUUCUCCUGCUCUUCUUUCUCUCUUUGUUUUUUUCUCUGCUACCUCUCUUUUGUUUUUUUGUAGUACACACAUAUGCAGCAUCACCAAAACAGUGAAAAUUUGGGGACUCUUUUUUGUUCUGUACUUUUUCCUCAGCCACAACAAGUUUAGCUUAAACCAACAAGCAUAUCAUAAUAGAGCGAGAAUGAGAAAGAAGAAUUUUUGAAUUUAUUUUGUUUGACUGUUGGUUUAAACUAUAUUUAUUUAAAGAAAAUUAUCAUUAUCGUCAAAUAUUCGCUGUCGAACGUGUGUCAGCAAGAAAGAACAGUGUGUGAUGUAGAGCUCGACGAGAUAAUAAUAUAUCAUAAUACAGUGAGACUGAGAAAGAAGAAUUUUUUGAAUUUAUUUUGUUUGGCUGUUUCGUCUGAAAACAUUAAAAGACACAUUCACGUAUAAAUUCCCUUUUGGUGUGAUUUCGAAACAGUCCUAAUUUUCGCUGUUUUUUCCCACUCGAGCUCACGCGCAGUAAGUAAGCUUAAGUUAAACUAGUGCCGGAAAGUAAUCAAUUUCGUGUGCACCAUGACUUCUUUAUUGUGACAGAACAGUGGCACAAGCAAAUCCUGUUCGUACUGAUCGUGCUCGCUAUUUCGAUGUUAACAAAGAACCCGUUAACGUACUUCUGCCCCCACUACCAUCACCUUUUGUUUCACAAACGACUCAAAUGCUCUCUAUUCGAGAAGCUGUUAAAACUUGUGAACAUAUAGUCAAUGACUUACCGCAAAAAAAACUACCGCCUAUUCAAGAUCGCGUCUGGCGUGGUGUCAAUGGUGACAUCAGUAAACAAUACCUCAAAGCAACAAUUCAUGUCUGGUGGGGAUCGAGCAGCUGCUCAGAUGAAGUCAUGGUCACUGAUACAUUUCUUGAUCAGACAACACCUCGAACACUAUUCAAUAUCAAAUGCUUUGACGGGAAAAGCAUCCAAUACCACUCCUAUUUUCCUAAUGAAAGUGAAAUGAUAUUAGCAUCUGGAACUUAUAUCAAAGUUAAAUCACAAUCGCAUCCAGCGGAAAAUUUUUACAUCGUUCAAUGUGACCAAAUCGAACCGGUAUCUGAAGAAGAAAUUCUUAAAUCGUGGGCUACUGCUGGAGUAACUACAGCGGCAGCUUCCGGCACAUUACCGACAAUGAAAGCAGUUUUAUAUUUGAUUUGGCUGAAUCAGAAUGUAAACAAAUCACAAGAUAAUCUAAAAAUACAAGAAAAAUUACGCACUAUGUUUGAAGAUGAUUUUCAAACAUUUGAGAAGCUGGAUGAAUGUGAGACUUCUAUCAGACAGAAGACAAAUGAUUCGAUUCUUCUUAUUGUUGGAGGACAGAUUGGCCGACAAGUUAUUCCUAAAAUUCAUGCUUUAACACAGUUGACCACGGUCAAAGCAGUUGUCAUGCGAGCAAACGAGCUGAAUAAAGAAGUUGGAAAAGAAAAACAUCAGACUGUGGCUGCGGUAGAAGGAGAACUGGCACAAGCGACUAUAUCUGACGAGCAGCUUCCGCUUCUAACAAGGCACUUAAGUGGUUAUGAAAAACGACCGCUAGUUUCACUUGAAGAAGCAAUUGAACCACUUAAUGAGAUCGUUCCUGACAUUCGACGCAACACUUGGAUUACUAAAGUGAGAACAGAGAAAGAUGGAACACGGAAAGACGGUCUCACUAGAGAUGAAUCAGCUGCAAUUGCGCUUUAUACGAUGGAAGGGAAAUCAGUCGGAUGUAGUCUGGAGACAAUUCUCAAUCAAAGUCUGCGUAGUGAAGAACGAACUCAUAUAAAACCCUUCUUUUCAUAUUUAAAAUUGUUUAUGACUGCAUUACAGAAGCUACCAUCGUUUGAAGGCAUAGUUUGGCGAGGUAUGGAAUCGGAUCUGAGUCAAGAGUAUAAGAAAGGACAACGUGGUGUUUGGUGGCAUGUAUCCUCAACAACACCAGAUGCUGAAGUUUUAAAAAAUCUAGCGACAAACAGGAAUACGGACAUGUUUCUCAAUUGA